Cyclocybe aegerita is the source of this 432-nucleotide messenger RNA. The record is from the annotation of a GenBank genome assembly. Lineage: Eukaryota; Fungi; Basidiomycota; Agaricomycetes; Agaricales; Hemipholiotaceae.
AUGCGCGGCCCCAUCCGACCGCUGCUACGGGCCCAGCUGCGCUCAAAGCCAGCCAACGGCCACACCACAUUUCUCCCCCAAAUUCGCAAGCUCGUCUUCGAGUACUGCGACAAGUGGCCCUCUUCCGCAAACACUCGCACCUACAUCCAAGCCCACAUAUCCCAGCUCGCCCUCGACAACCCCCACGUCGAGCUCGUCGUGAAGCAGCGAAACCAGAAGGAGCCUAUCGUCCGCGGCUUUUACGUAAACACCCGUGAUAAGGUCAUCCCCUUGAACAAUUUGGAAGUAACAGGAAUCCAGAAGAAAGUCAAGCUCCUCCUUGACUCAUCCGGCGCAAAAAUCGUGCCUCUCAAACGACGCGUCGUAGAGAGCACAACAGAGUCUACAAGGGGCAUCUGGAGCGGCCUCCAUGCGGACCCUCCCGUUCUGUAA